AUGGGAGGCUUUCUAUCUCAUUUGAAACCUGAAAACAAUCAAGAAGUUUUCAAUGCUACGUGUGGUCCAAUAAGAGGAAAUAUCUAUAAACAUGAGAAUAAAAUUGUAGAUGGCUACCUUGGAAUCCCAUUCGCAAAGUCUCCAAUUGGAGAACUCAGAUAUCAGAAACCUGUGGUUGCUGAUAAAUGGAAAGAGCCAAUCGACUGCUACAAAUACGGUCCAGGUUGUCCACAAUCUGGCGUUUUUGGAGCCACUUUUGUUCCAAAAGACUGUCGAGAGUUCGCCGAGGAUAAUUGCUUGAAUCUGAAUGUAUUUGCUCCAAGAUCUAACUCUACUGAAUUCCCAAAAGGUCUUCCAGUAGUUGUUUACUUCUAUGGAGGAGGCUUCGAAGUCGGGUUCUCUUCCAUGAUUGACGACUACUCUCUGUCUGGAACUCUUCCAUUGAGAGAUUUGGUCGUAGUAACUGCCAAUUAUCGUGUAGGUCCAUUGGGUUUCCUGACAACUGGAGAUGACGUUUCGAAAGGAAAUUAUGGAUUAUGGGAUCAGACUCUUGCGCUCAAAUGGGUCCAACAACACAUUUCGUCUUUCGGAGGAGAUCCAAACAGCGUCACUAUUUUUGGAACAAGUGCAGGCGGAGCAAGUGUUGAUUUUCUUGCAUUGAGCCCUCAUUCGAACAAAUUAUUCCAUCGUUUCAUGGCGAACUCAGGUUCGGCUUACUGUGAUUUCGCGAUUCGUCCGAAGGAUUUACAAGCAAAAAUUUUCAGAGAGUUUGCCAAGUUACAUGGAUACACUGGAGAAGACUCGAAGAGCCUGCUCCAGUGGUAUCAAUCGCAAAAGUCUGACAAGUUCAUUGAAAUCGAGAAGUUCGAAAGGGCAGCUUCUGGAUUCUUAUCAUUUGUUCCCAAUCUCGAUGGAGAUUUCUUCCCAAAACCAUUAGAUGAAUUGAGAAAAGAAGCUCCAAAACUAGAUGCAAUUGCAACUGUUGGAGAGUAUGAAGGGCUUAGUUUCGCAAUGGCAAACAAAAAUUUCGAAGAAACAAUAGACGUGAUAUUUGGUUCGGAUCUUGUAAAUGAUCCUGAAGGCAUCAAAAGAAAACUUUUGGAUUUGUACAUGAAGGAUGUUGAUGUUAAUGAUACAGCAGCUGUCACCAAGAGAUUAGUUGAAUUCGUUGGAGAUGCUUGGUUCAAUAUUGGCAUAUUUGAUACUGUAAGAUCCAGUGCCAAAUAUGGAAACAAUGCAUAUCUCGCGUCAUUCGAUUAUUUCAAUAAGGACAAUAUUAGUCCAAUGGCAGAAUCAUUACCAUUCAAAGCAGCAACUCAUGCAUCCGAAUUGAGAUAUAUCGUCGGAGAAGGUUUUGGAGAAUUCACUCCGAAUGAGGAGGAACUCAAAGUUAUGGAUAUGAUGGGAACAUUGGUUUCUAACUUCGCUAAAUAUGGAAAUCCGAAUGGAAAGAAUGGGCCGGAGGUCUGGGAGAAAUACAGUGCAGACCAUCCGGAUAGAUAUUUCAAAAUCGACUAUCCAAAAAGCGAAAUGAAGGAUCAUUUCCAGAAUGGAAGAAUGAAGAUUUUCGAUGAAAUCAAUGAGACCGGAGAGAAAUAUCAAGAAGUUAUCCAUGGAAAGAAAUUGUAG
Caenorhabditis remanei is the source of this 1629-nucleotide messenger RNA. RefSeq lists its product as uncharacterized. The transcript is spliced from 9 exons. Bases 1 to 1629 code for a protein of 542 amino acids. Lineage: Eukaryota; Metazoa; Nematoda; Chromadorea; Rhabditida; Rhabditidae. The record is from RefSeq and is a predicted model, not a curated record.